CUGAGAGCAGAGCCCACAGGGUCUCCCAUGGGCCUGACUAGCCGGGCGUGGAUGUCAUGGAGCUGUGUGCAAAGAAGCUCCCCCCAGAGGAAGAAAGGCGGGUGAGGGCCAACGCCCGAGAGUACAACGAGAAGUUCCAGUACGCGAGUAACUGUAUCAAGACCUCCAAGUACAAUAUCGUCACCUUCCUGCCCGUCAACCUCUUCGAGCAGUUCCAGGAAGUGGCCAACACCUAUUUUCUCUUUCUCCUCAUCCUGCAGCUGAUCCCCCAGAUCUCCUCGCUCUCCUGGUUCACCACCAUCGUGCCUUUGGUGCUCGUCUUAACCAUCACGGCUGUCAAAGAUGCCACUGACGACUACUUCCGCCAUAACG
Pelodiscus sinensis (Chinese soft-shelled turtle) is the source of this 372-nucleotide messenger RNA. The record is from RefSeq and is a predicted model, not a curated record. Lineage: Eukaryota; Metazoa; Chordata; Testudines; Trionychidae.